Podarcis lilfordi (Lilford's wall lizard) is the source of this 29120-nucleotide messenger RNA. Lineage: Eukaryota; Metazoa; Chordata; Lepidosauria; Squamata; Lacertidae. The record is from the annotation of a GenBank genome assembly.
CUAAAAACUCUGAAACCCCAUUUUAAAAUACACUAUACUAUAGAGACCCCUUAUGCUGCGUUUAGAACCAGAAUUGCAUUUGCGUAGAAACUGUUUCUCAGGCGGCCUUUAUAACCCUGGCCUUUAUAACCCUAUAGUCCUGGCCUUUAUAACCCUAUACCUUCUUCCAGAAGGCAGAAGCUGAAAGAGAUAAUUUCCGGGGUGCGUACUAUCCUGCGCUAUCUCUGCCGCUUUCUUAUGGCACCUGGAAGCAUAGAUUUGAUCUAAGGUGGGAAGAGUGCACCCAAUUAUUUUUUGACAGUCUACUUCAGCUCUUGCUUGCCUGGUUGGAGUCCAGCUGGACAUGCCCUUUCCCAAGAUACUCCAUUGAGUUUCCCUUCCCUCUUGGUUUUCCAUUCCCGGACACCUGCCCCCUCCAAUAGCCAGCCAGCACUUCAUGUCCACUGAGUAGGAUCAACUCUCCUGGUUGAGCUCUUUUGAGGCUCCCCCACACACAUAGGAUUCCCCCUCCCCACUCCAAAGUUGUUUUUGUAAUACCCACCCACCCUUGUACCUGGGUCUUGCUUGCCACAUCCACAGCAGACAUUAAAAGAGCCAGUGUGGUGUAGUGGUUAAGAGCGGUAGUCUCGUAAUCUGGGGAACCGGGUUCGAUUCCCCGCUCCUCCACAUGCAGCUGCUGGGUGACCUUGGGCCAGUCACACUUCUCUGAAGUCUCUCAGCCCCACUCACCUCACAAAGUGUUUGUUGUGGGGGAGGAAGGGAAAGGAGAAUGUUAGCCGCUUUGAGACUCCUUAAAGGGAGUGAAAGGCGGGAUAUCAAAUCCAAACUCUUCUUCUUAAAGGUGAUACAUCUUUUUUAAACAGUCAUGGCUUCCCCCAAGAACCAUGGGAACUGUAGUGAGUUAAGGGUGCUGAGGGUGGCUGGGAGACACACCUAUUCUCCUCACAGAGAUCCCGGGUUCUCCUAAGCACUUUCAUGUGUUACAGUGGUACCUCGGGUUAAGAACUUAAUUUGUUCUGGAAGUCUGUUCUUAACCUGAAACUGUUCUUAACCUGAAGCACCACUUUAGCUAAUGGGACCUCCUGCCGCCACCCCGCCACCGCCGCACAAUUCCUGUUCUCAUCCUGAAGCAAAGUUCUUAACCCGAGGUACUAUUUCUGGGUUAGCGGAGUCUGUAACCUGAAGUGUCAGUAACCUGAAGCAUCUGUAACCCGAGAUACCACUGUAUUUUCACAAAUAUAUACAUUCCUACGCACACUUUACCCUAGCAUGUACAUUCUUUGCACACAUUACUUGGCUGGGGAACCGCGCUUCGAGAGAAGUGUGAAUUCCAACGGAAGACUGUAUUUUGGUUCACCUGUUGUUUUGGGAAGUAUGAAUUGAGAACUCUCCUUUAAAUAAGAACAGAGUUGGAAUUCUCCCUCACCCCUGUUAGGAAUACAGGAAACUAUUUUCUACCAUGUUAGACCACUGGUCCAUCCAGCUAGUCAUUUUCUACACUGACUGGCAGCAGCCUCUCCAGGAUUUCAGGCAAAUGCUCUGUUACUGAGCUCUGGUCUUCCCCCUUAAAAUAAAGCAAUAUUCUAGUCCUCAAGGUACGGAGAAAAGGGUUGAUUUAAAUAGGAAGCUGACUUCUAGCAGGACCACGGGGGCAUCUAGCUAACCACAGGUAUUCAGGCAUUCAGGCAUCCCCAGCCCUCCCUGGGAUUGAAACUUCAACAUGCAAAACUGAUGCUCUGCCACUGAUUUAUGUCCCUUUCUAUUCUAGAAUAUUGACAUGGAAUUGGGAUCUAACACUUUCCAGGGUCGCUUUGGUAUUCAGAUUAAGCUCCCAGCGUGAUGCAGCUCUUGACGUCUUCCAUAUUUUAGCUCCCCUAUGACUCCCCCACAAGGCAUCCCCAAACUGAAAGCAAACCUUCCCUUCCCCAGUGUGAAAACAGGCGAGGCAGGAAAGGAGCAGCCUUUUCUCUCUUCAAGGAAACAGCUCCCCAGGGGCCCGUGUUUCCUUCUGAGUGCUCAGCCCAGCCAGUCCUGUGGGAGGUGGCCUCCCUCCCCGCCCCUUACCUGUGCUCAGGUGCUUCAGCUAUAAAUUCUUACCUGGAGGCGCUCGCUGGCAAUCCCUGAUCGCCCUGCUGCUCGGUUGACCUGCCUUGGGAGUUUACAAAAGCCCGUGUGCCUCGGACACCUGUCCACCCCACAUCCCCGGAUCCUCGCCAUGGAACGGAAUAUCCUGCAGACGGUCGCCCUGGCCUUGAUGCUCGUGGCAUUGUGCCCAGGUGAGCAGAUGGCAAAGUGGGUGGCCUGGAGCUUCGUGGGGGGGAGCGAAUGGGGAGGGAGAUCAGCCCCACAGAUAUUGUCGGGCAGGGGCAAAAACCUGUGGCAAAACUUGUGCUGGACUUUUGUCAGGCAAAGCGAUAACAAAGGGGUGUUGGGCACCUUUUGCAGGUGUGUCGAAAGGGAGAAUGGCAGACGGGUGUGGCUGGAGAAGGUGGAAGGAAGGAGAGUCGUUAUUCUAGGGAACGGUGUGCUCUUUCUUUGUGGAGGUGGGCUGGAUGUUGUGGGGGCCUCGAGGAUAAGACCUGAGGCUCCUUCAGGCUGGGGGGGGGGGCGGUGUUUCGGUGGAUGUAUCCUGCUACAUGUCAUUGCCGCAAUAAUAAUUCAUUAGCUGUGGAUUUAUACUGGGCUGUCCGGACAUCAUUCUGCUAAGUUGUUUUGCAAUGCUUGCCCCAGUGCUGGCAGCAAUGCUGGGUUACUUAGGGCACCAAUAAAUCAGAGGCACCUCAGAAAAGGAGGGAUUUUGGGAGGAAAGAAAUUGACAUUUGAAGAAGUCACCACAGGAAAAAUCAAGACUUCGUUAGACUUCUUUACAUUUCCUUCCCUCUCUUUUCUGCAUUUUUCUGCUCUCUUUUGAUUACUUAUUCCCCACAAAACUAGGGGGGUUUCCUACUACCAGCGACCGAAACACUGUGAGGAAAUCAGAUCGUAAAUCUGUGUUUUGUUUUGUGUUAUUUUACAGAUUUUAUUUUAUGGUUUAGCAUUGUAUUUUGAACCGCAUAUGGUGAGGGGGCACCGUAAUCAUUUCAGUGCUUGGGGCCUCUAAGUGUCUUCAUCCCUUCCUGGUUAACAUGGGAUUGCUGUCCAGAGGGGCCCUAGGCAGAAUCACAAAAUCCUAGAGUUGGAAGGGACCCCGAGGGUCAUCUAGUCCAACCCCCUGCGACGCAGGAAUCUCUUGCCCAAAGUGAGGCCAAAACCCAUGACCCUGAGAUGAAGAGCCUCAUAAAAGAGAGAGAGAGAGAUUAAGAGCCUCGUGCUCUACCAACUGAGCUAUUCCACCAAUAAAAUAAAUGCAGACGUUUGUGGUAUAAAAAGUUUCAGGAUUUCAGCAGGUGAAGUUACAGGAUGUGUACAAAUGGGGGAAUGAAGCAGUCUGUCUGCUCAGAAACUCUUCCAGGCGCAGCCAGGACUGGAAGUGGAAUGCCCUAUAACAGCCCUGUACCAACAUAAUCAUGAAAGUACAAUUUUUAAAAAAUGAGAUCUGGAGAGGGUCCAGUUUUGUAAGGAGAUCACUUUAAUCUCCAGCUCAUUUGUUAUCGUUCCUGAGCACAGGAAUGUAGAUGAAAGGCAAAAAGGAAAACAAAUCAGGGGCAUGGGAGAGUGGGCAGAGGCCUUUUGAAGUAUUGGCCUCUUUUCCAGGAAAACUGAUCCUACAAUAAAUCUGUUGGCCUUCAGGUGCCAAUGCUUUAAAGUGUCUCUUUGUUGCUUAGGUUAGGCUGGUUUUUUUACUCAUAUAUAUAUAUGGAGGCAUAAUUAGGGUUCCUUAAGGAAUUUGAUCUUAGGAAGCAGGUCUUUCUAGCGUGGUGUUGCCUACACAGGCUGGCAGCAGCUCUCCAGGUUUGUAGGCAGGAGAGAUUUCCAGCCCUACCUGAAGAUUAAAUAUGGGGUGUUCUGCAGGCAAAGCAUGUGCUCUGCCGCUGCCCUGGAGCCCUUCUUUUAAAUAUAAUAGUAAGAUUCUAGUCCUCAUGGUUUUGAACAAAUGGCUGCUUUUAAACAGGAACAUAUGAAGUUGCCUUGUACCAUCUAGCUCAGCAGUGCCUACACUGACUGGCAGCAGUUCUCCAGGGUUUCAGGCAGGAGAGAUUCCCAGCCAAUGCCGGGAACUUGGGUCCUUCUGCAUGCAAAGUAAAUACUCUGUUCCUGAGCUAUGGGUGCUUGCCAGCUCUAAUGCACAUCCCUAAGGCACAUGAGGAGCGGAACAUAGCGAUCCAUCAAGUUUCGCACUUCCCUGAAUGUGGGCAUGCAGGUUUCGGCUAAAAAGAGAGUCAUUUAAAAAUGCUAUUUGGAAAGAAAAUGUAUUUAGAAAUGUGGAAGUUGAGAUGGUUGUAGCCAAUGCUAAAUCCUAAUCAGAGUAAGCCCAUUAAAGUUAAUAAACAGGAAUGACUUAGGUUGGUUAAUUUAAACUUGUCUAGUGUGAGAAAAUUAGGGUUGCCAUGUGUCCUCUUUUUCCAGGACACGUCCCCUUUUUCAUGGGUAGAGUUGUCAUAGUGAUCCAUAGUUAAAAGUGGAAGUCAGCAAAUGUGUCUUCUUUUUUGCUCUUCAAAAUAUGGCAAGGCUAGGCGGAAGCUACUUGGAUGCAACCCAAUGUAUGUUUAAAAGAAAAACGCAUUUCAAACAUAUCUAAAUGUGGAUUUCCAUCCAUUUUUAAACACACACACACUGUAGAUUAAUGCAAAAGCAGGAGUGCAGGGAUGUCUAUGGGGACACCACCAGAGAAAGGGGAAGGAAGGGCUGUAAAUCAGACCGAUCCCAAGGCCAAACAGAUUUUCCUGCUGCAAUAAGGAAGAAGGCUUUUCAAUAAGGAGAACUGUCCUCCCUUUAGAGGAGGGGGAGAAACAAAUUCUGACUCAACCCAAACUGGGAGUGUGAUGCGAUUGUCAAUAACAAACCUUGUUAAGACAAACAAGCUUUCCUCUGGUACAGCACUCCUGGACGUGGAAGCUCUACCAGCUGGUUAUCUAUUAGAGCUGUAAUACUUCAACUAAGGAAAAAGCAAAGGCUGCUUUUUGUGGGGCUGUGGGGAGAUUUCCCCUUUCCUCAGAACCUCCCUAGAGCCCCCUACAAAUGUCCUUUUUUGUGCAUUCAUGAUGAUCACCAGGGCCGUUAUGCGUGCAGGGGCGCAGGAAGGGGGGCAGUGGGGGCGGUCCGCCCCGGGUGUCAUCAGUGAGGGGGGUGACAUUCAAUGUGCCGCCCGCCCGCGACUCCCAAGCCUACCUCAAGCAGUCGAGGGAGGGGGGAGCUGCGCCGCCUUGCCGGAGGCCUUACUGUUAUGUACUGAAGUUCUCACCCUGGGCCAGCAGGGGGAUACUGUAGAUAGUUAUGCAAAUGAAGGAUCAAAAGUGACGUUCAGUGAUUGGAUAGUUUUAGAAAGUUGCUACAGUUACGUUGUUCUGGAGCUCUAUAUAAGCAGGCUGACUGAGCUCUUCAGUUCAGUUCUGGCCUCUGAAUAAACAAGAGCUGUUUGAAGAAUCGCUGUGUCGUCUGAUAUGUUCUCCCACAACUUAACACUUCCCUCCUUUCCCCUUCGACAGCUCAGGGGAGGCUUGGGAGUCGCGGGCGGGUGGAACGUCGAAUGUCACCCCCCUCAGUGAUGACACCCGGGCUGCUUCCUGGGGCGGGGGAAGCCUCCCCUGAGCUGUCAAAAGGAAGAGGGAAGGGAGGAAGGCUGCUGGCAAAGCGGCACAGCUCCCUCCCCUCCCUGUCCAGGAAGCAGCCUGUCAUGGGCGGCUCGCUCCACCCCCCCAUGGGCAGCUCGCCCCCUGGGACGCUGGCCAUGGUGCCCCCCUGGGACGCUCGCCCUGUCGCCAUGUGCACAGCAUGUGUGACGCUUCGGGUGCCGGAGCAGCUAGCUCCGCCUCUUUAUGCGUGACCCUGUUUUCAGUCCUGUUUUUUAUGCCUGCAAAAGUUUCGGGGCAGACAUCGUCCUUCAUUUCCAAUCAGUGCAUGCCCCUUAAACUUCCUGCUGAAAGCCUGUCUCCUCGAUCGUUUUCCUCUCGGAGUGAUGCGGGAUGAAGAUUUUUUAAAACCCAAAAAAUCCUGCAUUCUUUGUGUGGGGGAGGAAGGGGGGAAUGACAAAGGUCCAGGAGGUUGAUUCAGACCGUGGGUUCAUCUAGCUCAGCCCUGUCAACACAACUGGCAGCCUCUCUCCAGGGCUUUAGACUGAGGGGUCUUGCAUACCUUCCAACAUUUCUAUGGUGAAAAUAGGGACACCCUAUUCAACAACACUCCUGCCAACCUAGCAGUUCGAAAGCACGUCAAAGUGCAAGUAAAUAAAUAGGUACCGCUCCGGCGGGAAGAUGAACGGCGUUUCCGUGCGCUGCUCUGGUUCGCCAUGCUGGCCACAUGACCCGGAAGCUGUACGCCGGCUCCCUUGGCCAGUAAAGCGAGAUGAGCGCCGCAAUCCCAGAGUCGGUCACGACUGGACCUAAUGGUUACCUUUUAUUCAACAACAAUGUGGGACCUUCUGCAUGCUAAGGCUAAGGAGGUGCUCUGUCACUAAGACACAGCCCAGUUCAAGCCCAGAUUGACAGGUUCUGGCCAUUUCCUGCCCUGACACUGCAAACAUGCAUGCCAGAAUCCCUCCCAAUCGAGCCAAUUCUGGGGUUUCCUGGCCCCCAAGCCACACUUCUGGCAGAUGCCCCACAUUUCAAGAGGGAUCAGGAGAGGCUGGCGAUGGUUUUCAGAAGACAGCACUAACUGCGGCAAUCUGAGGUUUGAUCCACCGUGGUCCCAGAGGUGUUGCUGCAAUGUGCUGUGCUGUGAGGGAAGGACUCUGGAAAGGAAAUUGCACAAUCCUUGGGUCAUUCUCGCUAUCAAGGGUAUGCCCAGGCCUCUGCCAGAGAGACCAAGCUGACUGCUCUGGACUGGUCUAAGGGUGUAGGUUCCAGAGGAGGCCAGCAAGCAGAAACUGCUUACAGUUCACACUGGAAUAGGUACAGUUUCGGUUUCCUAUCCAGUUCUCAUUUUUCCAAUCUUUUAUUUGAUUUGUUGUAUCUCUAGGCCACUUCUCAAUCCAGUGAAUCUCAAAGAGGUUCACAAGCAAUAAAUAGCAACAACAUAAUAAGACCUAACAGAACAUCACAAAUACAGCAUGAAUCAUAUAAAAUAAUGAACAAAUCAUCAAUCAAACCAGCACUAUUAUUCUAGAAAAAGAGGUGCCAGAACUCACCCUGAACACCUACCUCAUUCUCUUAGUUAGAACAGCAAUGGCGCCCACCUGAGAGGUGCCGGAACUGAGUUCCAGCAAGUUCCAGCUGGGGAAAAAAGGCUCGAAUAAAACAAUUUGAAUUUAUAAAACACUAUUAACAAAACAGCAACUAAAAAAUAAGCUAAACAUAAAAAUUAAAUUCAGUUCUCUACAUUCUUACAACAGUCUAUCUUAAAAAAAAUAAAAAUGUCCUGAUGAAAAUUCAUUAGCAUUUUAGUGCAAAUUUCUCCCAACUUACACUUUGCCUAAAGUACACAUUUUUGCAAAGCAAUUUGCUUAUCAUACAUUUUUCCGUUUAUUUGCACUAACAGAUGCAUUUUUAUGCAGACCUGAUCCUAGUACAUACACUUUUAUGCCUAUUACUUGCAUGGAGAUCUGCAAAACUUGAAGAACUGCAAAUUUCAAAAGACUCUGGGUUUCGGUUUGCCAAUUACUGUGGAAAGUGCAAAUUACAAAACUUCACUUUUGAAUGCAAACUGAAUUUGCAUUGCUUGGCCACCCCUUUAUGGGAGACACGGGGGGGGGGGGAUGCUUUUGGGUUAUGUUCCUCGAGAGUUGAUAGCUGAUAGCUAUAAUUAUCCUCCCACUACAGAAAUCUUAGUCUGUUCAUCAGCAGAACCUGAAGGCGAGAAUCGGGAAGAUGCUAAGUUUUACAACCUUUCCACCCCCCUGGGGGAGGGGGCACAGGGGAAGGGGAAUGCUGCCCCCCAGCCUCUCAGUAUGGUUAAGGGUUGGGGCCUGCUCAUCUGUAAAAGUAAGGCAGGUAUCUCUCCCCUUCCACGGAGCUAUGAAGGAGUUGGGGAGCUGCAGGUUAGUACAGGGGAGCUGCAGGUUAAGUACUUAAUUUGUUCCAGAGGUCCCUUCUUUACCUGAAACUGUUCUUAACCUGAAGCACCACUUUAGCUAAUGGGACCUCCCGCUGCCGCCGCGCUGCUGGAGCAUGUUUUCUGUUCUCAUCCUGAAGGAAAGUUCUUAAGCCGAGGUACUAUUUCUAGGUUAGCAGAGUCUGUAACCUGAAGUGUAUGUAACCUGAAGCGUACGUAACCCGAGGUACCACUGUACUGUAUGUUGGAAGCUGCCUAGAGUGACUGGGGCGACCCCAUAAGAUGUGUGGGGUAUAAAUAGUAAAAUUAUCAUUAUGAAAUGGGGCGUCCCUAUUUUCAUCGGGAAAAUGUUAGAGGGUAUGGAGUUGGAAGGGACCCUGAGGAUCAUCUAAUCCAGGGUUUGUCAACCUGGUCCCUACCGCGCACUAGUGGGCAUUUCAGGAUUCUAGGUGGGCAGUAGGGGGUUCUAUGGGCACAAGCUGAAUCCUCCUUCCAUCAAGCACUGGUGGCCGGUAAGGAAAUUUUACCAACAGAAAAGAUGCAUUAGUGGGUGGUAGGUAUAAAAAGGUUGACUACCCCUGAUCUAAUCCAAUUCCCUGCAAUGCAAAAAUACGCGGCUGUCCCUUCCAGGAAUCGAACCUGCAACCUUGCCGUUAUCAGCACCACGCUCUAACCAACUGAGCUAUGCAGCUGAUGCUGCUACAACUCCCAUCAUCCCCAGCUGCCAACAGGGGGGUUAUGGGAACUGGAGCCUGACACCUGGAGGGUAUCACCUUGACUGCCUUUGUGUUUUUACCACCAGUAAGAAACCUGUAGGGCCUCCAGUUUCCCAACUCCCAUCAUCCCUGACCACUGGCCAUGCUGCUUGGGUCUGAUGGGAGAUGGAUGGCGUCCCAACAGGUUCCCCACCACAGAAAUAGUGUAUCCUGGAAGAGAGUCAUGGAUGGCUCACCCAGGGAGUACUCUGCGCUGCAGCAUUUCAUUGCAGUGUCCAUUUUAGGAAGGUAUUCAUUAAAUUAGUAUUUUUUUUUAGGGACAGAACUAAAUAAAAAACAGAGAACAGUCCAAACCUGGACUGUUUAUUGUGUCUUCUAAAAACAAAGCCACCCCUGCCACUCCAAGGCCAUCUUCCUCCACUGCCAGAGGCAAUGUGCUUCUGAAUACCAGUUAGCUGGGAAUUGCAACUGCGGAGAGUUGCUGUUGCACUCUGGUCCUACUUGUGGGGUUCCCAUCUGGUUGGCCACCGUGAGAACAGGACACCAGACAAGAUGGUCUCUUUCUGCCUGAUCCAGCAGGGCUCUUCUUAAGUUCUUAAGGCCUGGCCAGGCAUGUUAAAAGAAGAAGGCUUUUUGGAGCAAAACCCAUGGGUUGAAUGCUCUUUGGAUAAAUGACGCCACUUCCAGACUCACAGCGGAUGAGGAAGCCUCCAGGAUGAUACUGGCCACACACGCCUGUUUUUGUGCAUGCCAUCUGCCAGUCUCCUACUAAAGCAAGCACAGGGCAGAGAUCAAUAAAGAGAUGCCACUCUUCCUUGCCUAUGUCGUAUCUCCCUGCCCUUGAACUCUCUUACAGUUUGGACUGGACGUGGCUGCACAUGGUCACUCGUUGCCUAGUAUUUUAAGUUUCCCUGCACCUAUCAAAGAGGCAGCUGGCCUGGUGACUAUACACAGCUGGUAUUUUCCUCAGGAUUUUUGGAAGCAGUCCAACGUUAGAAAGAUAGACUGAUUACCCAAAACCGUUCUUUUGAAUGUGCUAUCCUUAUAUUACUCCAUCUAGCCAAGUGGAACCUGUGGCACUCCAGAAUGUCUACAACCUCCCACCAUCCCUGACCAUUGGCCAUGCUGGCUGCAGGGGCUGAUGGGAGUUGGAGUAUAACAAUGUCCAGGCUCCCUAUCCCUGUUUUACACCUAAGUGCAUUUCAUGUGUGAUCCCUGAUAGGUUGGAACAUGUAUCUAUGACAGGGGUCCUCAAACUACGGCCAGCGGGCUGGAUCUGGUCCGCUGGGGUUCUACACCCGGCCUGCCAGGCAAUUGCUGCCGCCUGGCAUCUUUGGGUGCAAGGGGCAGGGAGGCAGGCUCCCCCUAGGCCCAGGGAAAAACCUUGCUGCUGCCGCCAUCGCCUCAUGGGCCAGGCCAGUGAUCCCUCCGCCCGCCCGCUGUCUCUCACCACCACAUGCUCGCUCUCCCCUCACAGGCCUUGGCCGGCUCCACCUCGGCCCACAAACGCCACCCCUUCUUGCGAGACCUGCGAGGCCUAGUCGCCUCCCCUUGCCAGGAACCCCAACAGAGGGAGAAGGGUGCCCGUGGUUGCGCGUUUCCAUCCUCCUCCUGGCAGCCGGGGGCGAUUUCUAGGGGAUCCUUUUUCCAGCCCGGCUGGAAGGAGGCGGGUGGCCUGGGAUGACGCCCCGUAGCUCCCUGCCUCCUCUAGCUGGGCAGGGCUGGAUCAUCCAGUACAGAAGGUCCCUUUUUCCCCUCCCGCAGCCCUGGUGGUGGUGUUUUUUUCCAAGAAUGUGCAGAAUCGCGCUGUGUCCAACCCAGCCAGCAGACGCACGUACCCGUGCACACACUGGCUCCGUUCAGGCCAGCAGCCAGGAAAGGGAGCAGCCCCACCGUGGGCCUGGCUGGCACCCCUUGGCCAGCCCGUCCCCGCCCCUGGAAGUGGCAUUUCCGCAGGGGCCUGGAAGGCAGAAGGAGAGAAAGGGAUUUGAGAUGGGUGGCUAUGCAGGUUAGAGGAGGGAAGAAUGCGCGCACCUUUGGCGCCUGCGAGAUUUUGCGCUUUAGGGAGCAUUCACACGUGCACCUAUGAUUGCGCUCGCGGGCCAAGGGAACGCGUUUGGCUCCUGCCGGCCUCCACUCAAUGCUCACACGGGGCUUUGCGGGCUCUCUUGCCUCAGGCAGGUCUGUGGGAAGCCUGUGGUCCCCUCAGGCUGUUUGUGGACUACAACUCCCAUCAGCCCCCGCCAGCACAACCUGGUAGCAGUGAAUGAUGGGAGAUGGAGUCCAUGAACAGCCCGAGGGCUGUUGGUUUGGCUUCCCAGGGGUAGGGGCCGGGAUGCUGAAGGGAGGCUUUGUCUGCUGGUUGGAUUUUGGGUUCUAGCUAGGCAUGUCUAGCUGGUGGAUUGUCGUUUUUGGGAAGGGUUCAGUAUGGCCUGUUUUAGCUUUUCGCAGAAAACAAGCAGAAGUGGGGCCUUCUCAGAGGAAGACAGCACUAAAGGAAAAAGGAGAGGGAGGAGGUAGAAAAGCAAACGUAUUUCUUCAUGACUGAGUUCUUGUAAUGAGCAGGUGGAACGAGCCAAUAGCUGCUUGCAUCACUUGCUAUGACUAGCAGUGACAAAUAUUGACCAUCUCAUUAGCCAAAAGCAGGCCCAUACUUCCCACUGAAAUACUUAUAAGUUUAUGUUGAUUAAAAUCGUUCUUCAUUUUAAAUAUUGCAUUGUUUUCCCUGUUUUUUGCUCACCACAAAUAAAAUAUGUGCAGUGUGCAUAGGAAUUCUUUCAUAUUUCUUUCAAACUAUAGUCCUGCCCCCAACAGUGUCUAAAGGACAGUGAACCGGCCCCCUGUUUAAAAAGUUUGAGGACCCCUGGUCUAGGAGAUGGGUAGGGAUAACAGGCAGGCCUCUUCACCAGCCACAAAUCCCUCAGGUGUUUCCCCAAAGUAGGUUAUUAAUGAGAUUUUUUGCUAUCUUCUCAUUGACCUCAAAAGUCACGCCAGGCACCGAUUCAGCAAAUGAUUCCUCCCCAACAACAACCACCUUACAGCAAACCACGGAAAGCUCCACAACAACUUCCACAUCUGAAACCUCACCAACAACAUCCUCCACAGAAUCCUCCCCAACAACAAACACCCCUGAGGGAACCACGGAAUCCCCUAAGACGGAAACCUCCACCGCCUCCAUGGAGGGAUCCUCAGAAGAAACGUCAAGGUCCACAGCAAUUCCCACACCUGGAACCCCACCAAUGACAUCCCCUACAGAAUCCUCUCCAAUAACAACCACCCUUGAGGGAACCACGAAUUCCCAUGAGACAGAAACCUCCACCACCUCUACAGAAGGAUUGAGUGAAAUCUCCACAUCCACAGAAGAAACGACAAGGUCCACAACCAUUUCCCCAAGCGGAACCCCACCAAUAACAUCCCCUACAGAAUCCUCCCCAAUAACAACCACCUUUGAGGGAACCACGAAAUCCCAUGAGACAGAAACCUCCACCACCUCUACAGAAGGAUUGAGUGAAAUCUCCACAUCCACAGAAGAAACGACAAGGUCCACAACCAUUUCCCCAAGCGGAACCCCACCAAUAACAUCCCCUACAGAAUCCUCCCCAAUAACAACCACCUUUGAGGGAACCACGAAAUCCCAUGAGACAGAAACCUCCACCACCUCUACAGAAGGAUUGAGUGAAAUCUCCACAUCCACAGAAGAAACGACAAGGUCCACAACCAUUUCCCCAAGCGGAACCCCACCAAUAACAUCCCCUACAGAAUCCUCCCCAAUAACAACCACCUUUGAGGGAACCACGAAAUCCCAUGAGACGGAAACCUCCACCGCCUCUACAGAGGGACCCGGGGAACAUUCCACAUCCUCAGGAGAAAACGAACGCUCCACAGCAACUUCCCCACCUGGGACCACCCCAACAGCAGCCCCGACUGAGCCCCCUUUGACGAAUUUCAGUAUCACCUUCCACAUCGCAAUGGAUUUUACUAAGGACUUGUCGAAUCCGUCCUCCGAAGCAUACCGCAACCUGACUUGGACAAUCGGGAAGAUGGUAAGCUCUGUGGCCUUUCCACCCCCCUGGGGGAGGGGGCACAGGGGAGGGGGAAUGCUGCCCCCCAGCCUCUCAGUCCGGUGGUGGGGUGGGGCCUGCUCAUCUGUGAAGAGUAAGGCAGGUAUCUCUCCCCUUCCAUGGAGCUAUGAAGGAGUGGGGGAGCUGCAGCCAAGGCCCCUCUAGACCUUGGCUUAAUGGUGAUUGUAAACCCCUUUCCGUGCGCGUUCUCCUCUAGCUAUGGCUGCCCCACACUUUUCCCUCUGUGACUCUGUAUCACAGGGGAGGGCAGAACCAGUCAAGGAUUGGGCCCUAGAAACUGAGUUUAUCUCCUAAUACAAAAUGCAUACCUCCCCUUUCUUCCACAGUAUGAUGACAUUUACAACUGCUCUACGUGCCCUGCUAAAUAUGGGACAUAUCUUGGAUUCACUGUGAACCAAUUCAGGUAUGGAAGGGGGAUUAAAUGAGGGCUGGUGAAAAGUGUCAUGUUGGGUUUUCUGGUUCUCACAAAAACAAGAGCAGCUUAACUGCACCCAACUGCUCCCAAACCUAUGUUGACUGCAAGGGUCUCAUUCAGAACAGCUUGUCCUCUUUCCGUAGUGCUGCAAAAUACAGCUCUUGCUGCUGAAAGCUUAAGAAAUACCUUCACCAUGCUCUUCAAUAUCCUUUAGUGUUGCCCAAUUACCUGUAAAGUACUUCACAGCCACAUGGAAACAUGAAAGCAAGCUGCCAGGGCUAGGCUGGUAGCUCUGUUCAUUGAAUGCAAGAGCAGUAAAGGGGUCCCAAUGCCAACCAAGUGUAAACUGUUUAAUUAUUAUAUUUAAUUUUACUGUUUACUAUUAGAUUUGAAUGAAUUGUUGAAUAUUGCUUUAUUUGAUAUAAGUUGUUUAUUCUAAAGUUAUUUUGAGUUUUAGUGUUGGAUCAGAUUGUUAUUAUUGAUGUUUGGUGUUUUAUUAUUAUUUUUAUAUGUGUUGGAAGUCACCAAAUUGGGAUGUGCACUUCUGCACAUGAAUCCCAACCGCACGCUGUUCAAAUCCACAUCUUCCAUUUAAAGUGUUACAGGUCCUGAGAGCUGUUUGGAAGUCCCUUUUCUCCUCCCAGAGCUACAAUUCCCAGAUUUCCUUGGGGAGAGGGAUUGGUUGUUAAACCACUCUGGAAAUUUUAGCUCUGGGAAGGAAACAGGAGCCGCCUAACAAUUCUUGGCACCCUUAAGAACCUGCAACUCCCAGGAUUCUUUGGGGGAAUCUACGUCUCUUCUGUGUAGUAUAAGUUUGCUGUAAAUGGAUGAUGUGGAGAGAUGACAGAUGAUAGAUAGAUAGAUACAUAGAUAGAUAGAUAGAUAGAUAGAUGAUAGAUAAGUUGUGUACCUUCCUCCUGGGAUUACAGGGUGGUUUAGAAUAUAAAACCACAAAAAUACAUAACAUACUAACAAACAAAAGCAAUAGAAAAAUUGAAAAGGCGAGAUAGAUGGUUUAAUUAACCAAAGGCCCAAGAUAAGGGGCAUAUUGUUGCCUGGCGCUUAAAUAUAUGUAAUGAAGGUGCCAGGUGAACCUCCUUGGAGAAAACAUCCCACGAGCCUACUGAACCUCUCACAGAGGAAGGGCCUCAGAUGAUGAUCGAAGGGUCCAGGUUGGUUACUAUGGGAAGAGUCAAUCCUUGAGAUACUGUGGUCUUGAGCCAUUCUGUAUAUAAGACACAAAGACCUGUUGUGUCUUUAUUUUCUUACAUUAAUCAUGCUUCUUAAUAUACAAACAUGCCAUGGAAUAAUUUCAGCUCAAAAUUCAUUGGAUAUGGCAUCUGUGUACACCCACUUGUACAUAAUUUGGUCUGAAACAUACAGUUUCUCCACUCACUUUUGAACGGUCACAUUUCAAAUCCAACAUUUCCACUUUCAAUAUGAAUUCUCUGCACCACCACCACCGGUACAAAUCAUAGUGAUGCGAGGGAACUGGAAAGUCACCUAGUGCAACCCCAUGCCAAUGUGCAGUAAAUCCACGGCCACAGCAUUGUUGAUAGGUGGCACACUCCACAAUAACCCUAACAAAGAGGAGUGAAACCGUUUCUGAAUCAGGGUUGUUUCUUUCGGGCCAGGGACUGAAGGCGUAUUUCCACAAACCGUUGUACAACAUUGAAGUGCCUUGGCGUGCUCAACACAGCCAAGCACUACAUUCAAGGGCCAGAAUGCAGAAUGCUCAGUGGCAGAGCAUCUGCUUGGCAUGCAGAGGGUCCAAGGUUCAACCCCCAGCUUCUCCAGGUAAGGCUGGGAAAGACCCCCGGUCUAAAACCCUGGAGAGCUGCUUCCAGUCAGUGCAGAUGAUACUGAACUGGGUGGACCAAUGGUGCAGCUCACCAUAUAGCAACUUCGUGUUUUCUUCUGUUUCCUCUGUUUCCUCUUCGUGUUCCUCCACUGCAGGGGGAAGGAAUAAAAGGCCCUUGAGGUCCCCUCCACCUCUACAAUUCUGGUUUCAUGCCAUGAUAUGCUCAGGCAGAAAACAAUCCUCUCUGGCCGCGUUCCCUGGCAAAGCCAGAGAUUUAAACUGAGGACCUUCUGCAUUCAAAGCAGUUGCUCAUCUGCUGAGUGAUGGGAAUGUGGGGCUGUGAAGCUGCAGUUCCAGAUCCGCCAACGCUUCUCUUUUCCCUUUCUAACGUACAGAAACGGCUCAGUGGUGGCAGAUACAACGCUACGCUUCGAGAAAAGUGCAGAUGUUUCCACCGAAGUGAUCAGAACUGCUCUGAGCGAGGCACCUGAAGACAAACGGCAGGGUCUCAACCUGACUCAGAUCGAAGGUGAAGGGCUGAAGGAUGAACAGUGGGGGGCUAUAUACCACAGCAAAGCAUCCCUCGGGCUGGGUCUGCGACACAAGACUCAGAGCCCCUCGUGCAGUUCAAGACACAGAAUUCCCUUCCUGGAAGUCUAGGCAGGUUUCCUGCCCUCAGUGCUGAAACUGGGAUGAUUUCUGUAGAUUAAUAUGCACACCGCAGAUUGCAUUAUGCAAAACAAGAGCAUGAUGCUCAGGCAGGAAACACACCAAAUAUUUAAGGCCUUUUGGUUGGACACCAAAGUAGCACUCAACCUCUCCAUCUAUUGGCACAAGGAUUUCUCCCUGCACAGGGGGACGCUCUCCUCUCACCUCACCCCUCUUCCUGAAACUGUUCUGGGGGUUCCUUCCAGCCCUCUGGAGCAGAUCUGGAGAGGGCACAGGGUUCACUUGGGCAGGGAGGGAGGAGAGGGGGAAAUGUCCCAUUGAGCAAGCAGCAAGCCUUGCGAGGACAGGACGCAACAGCUGCAUGCCGCCCGUUUCAGCUUGCCCCCAAGUAUCCUGGGAAUAGGGCUUGAGCACUCACAGAGCCAUGAUUCCCUGCAUCCUUAGCAAACCGAUUCCCAGGAUUCCUGCAGAUAUCCCAUGCAUUUAAACAUAUGGUGGGUACAGAGCAUGAGGGAUGUAGUGAGGUUGCAGAAUCCAACUUAUUUUACCACAGAUGAUCUUCCCAGUGAGCUAUGGGUCUUCCCUACAGAUUUCCCAUUCCUCCCCAAAGGGAGAGGAGUAAAUGGACAUGGAGGGGACUCCCACCGGAAACACCCGUUCCUACCUACACAUUCCUACCAUUGCGGGGUGAUGGUGGGCUGGAACGCUUGACUGUGGAGGCAGCUUCCGGGUCUCCUUCCGGGGGCUCCUCCUGCUCCAGCUGGGGGGCCCCUCUCGCCCCACUGACCUGCUUCCUGCUCAGGUGGUGCCCAUAGAAAGAGCAGAAAGAGAUGCUCAAACUUCAACAACCCCCGCAGGUGACUAUAUAUGGGGAUGGAGAUCAAUGGAACUGAAAAGGGCUGGGAGUGGGACAAAUGCAAAGAAGGGGGCUUCCCGUAAUCCUGAAAGUAAGACUCCACCCCAAGCUUGAGCACCUCUAGGCACAAUCCCUGAGCAGGACAGCAGGCCUGCCUCUUCUUCCUCCGCCACAAAUCUUUUCCUUCAGGGAGGGGUCCUAAUGAGAUUGUUUCCUUUCACCUCAGUGACCAAGCAGGAGAUGCCAACGCCGCCUUCUCCCACCACGACUAGCACCAGCUCAAAGACACCCACACCUAAGCCCCCCACAGAGAAAACGUUCACCAUCACUUACCACAUCACAAUGAAUUAUACUGAGGACUUGUCGAAUCUGUCCUCCAAAGCGUACCAGAACCUGACUGCGAAAAUCAAGAAGAUGGUAAGUUCUGGGGCCUUUCCACCCCCCUGGGGGAGGAGGCGCAGGGGAGGGAAAUGCUGCCCCCCAGCCUCUCAGUCCGGGGGUGGGGUGGGGCCCGCUCAUCUGUAAAGAAUGGGGCAGAUAUCUCUGUGCCACUGCAGAGCUAUGGGGCUUCCAGGUUUGUGACGCACUUUCCUGGGGAUUGUCAGCCCCUAUAUGCAGUCUUCAAUUCUCCCUCGUCUCUGCUGCCCCACACGUUCUCCUCUGUGCCUCUCUUUUCCUGUGGGGUGGGGCGAAGAGAAAGUGAGAAGGGCUGACUUCAUCUCAGCCAUGUCACAAGCCUCAGAAAAAGAGUUAAUAGCAUAAUACAACCUUCGUACUACCCUUUUCUUUCCGCAGUAUGUGGAUGUUUUCAACUGCACAGGAUGCCCUGCUGAAGGGAAAUAUAUAGGAUACAAGGUGAAUUCUUUCAGGUACGGAAGGGGGAUUAUAUCAGGGCACCAACCUUAGCUUGGUGGGUCGUGGGUCCAGCUGAGUAUAGGGCAGCUUCCUGUGUCUCUCUGUGUUUCUGCUAAGCAUGUAGAUGUCUCCACUGCAGGGGGGUGGAAUAGAUGGCCCUUGAGGUCCCCUCCAACUCUACAAUUCUGGUUUCAUGCCAUGAUAUGCUCAGGCAGAAAACAAUCCUCUCUGGCCGUGUUCCCUGGCAAAGCCAGAGAUUUAAACCAAGGACCUUCUGCAUGCAAAGCAGCUGCUCUUCUGCUGAGUGAUGGGAGUGUGGGGUGUCAAGCUGCAUUUCCAGAUCCGCCAGCGCUUCUCUUUUCCCUUUCUAACGUACAGAAAUGGCUCAGUGGUGGCAGAUACAACCGUACGCUUCCAGGAUAGUGCAGAUGUUUCCGCCGAUAAGCUCCACACUGCUCUGAGCGAGGCACCUGAAGACAAACGGCAGGGUCUCAACCUGACUCAGAUCGAAGGUGAAGGGCUGAAGGAUGAACAGGGGGGGGGCUGGGUACUACAGCAAAGCAUCCCUCGGGCUGGGUCUGCGACACAAGACUCAGAGCCCCUGGUGCAGUUCGAGACACAGAAUUCCCUUCCUGGAAGUCUAGGCAGGUUUCUAGCACUCAGUGUUGCUUCUACAGAUUAGUAUGCUCAUUGCAAAUUGCAUUAUGCAAAACAAUGGCAUGAUUUUCAAAGCAGAGAAUGCACCAUACAUUUCAAGGCCCUUGGGUGGACUGCAGCGUAGCGCUAGAUUUCUUCCUCCAUCAGCAUGAGGAUUUCUCUUUGUGCAGGGGGACGCUCUCCUCUCCCCACACCCCUCCUGAAACUGUUCUGGGGUUCCCAUGGCCUUCUGGAGCAGAUCUGGAGGGAGCACAGGGUUCACUUUGGGAGGUGGGAGGAGAGCGAGGACUUUCUCAUUCACAGGCAAAAAUCCUUGUUAAUGGUUAAACACCAAACAUUUAAGCAAACCUCGCCCCUGGAUCCUGGGAACUGUACUUUACCACAGGGAGCUACAAUUCCCAGCACCUUUAGAAAAGUACAAUUCCCAUAAUCCUUCAGGGUAUUCCAUUCAGACAGGGGUCUCUCCCAGCCUUACCUGAAGAUGCCAGGGACUGAACUUGGAACCAUCUGCAUGCAACGCAGAUGAGCCAUGGAUCUUCCCCACAAAUUUUCCAUUCCUCCCAAAAUGGUCAUGGAGGAGACUCCCAUUUGAGACGCCCAUUCAUACCCAUUCCUGCAGGUUUAAGGUUGCUUCACUGGGCUUCUCCAGAGGCUGAUCCUGCCGCAGCUGGGGAGGGCACCUCUCCCCCCACGGAUCUGCAGUGUCCAAAGAAAUAGCAGAAAGGGACAAUAAAACAGGGGGUGGGACAUCAACAACACCCUCAGAUAGCUAGGAGGACAGAGAUCAACAAACUGCUCUUGAAUGAAAUGGAAAAUGGCUGAUGGUGAAAUGCAGUGAAGGGGGCUUUCGGUUACAAAGGCGUAUGGAAUCCUGAAAAUUGAAUCAAAUCUUGCCCACCUCUAGUACCAAUCCCCGAAGAGGACCACAGGCAUGUCUCUUUUUCAUCAGCCACAAAUCGCUCAGGUGUUUCCCUAAAGUGGGUUAUUAAUGGGAUUCUUUGCUAUCUUCCAGUGACCUCAGACGCCACGGAACCCCCCAACCCCCCGCCCUCAACAGCAACUUCCCCCCCGGCAACCACCCGAACAACAACCUCGACUACAACCACCCCAACCACUCACCCAGAGACUGUCCCAGGCUGGGGCAUUGCUCUCCUCGUCUUAGUUUGCAUCCUUCUUCUCCUGGCGCUCAUCGCCUUCCUGAUCCUGGUAAGUCUCUCGGCCUUCUUUCUCAAAAUCAAGCUGGUGGAGGUGCAGACCCACUGGGCCCAAAACAACAGCUCCGCCACCAGCUACAUCAACCCGCCAGGCGGCUGGAGACUCAGGGGGCUGGCUCUAUUUAGACUCAGAGCCAGAGGUGCAAGACUAGUGGGUGUGGUUGGGGCAGAGCCAAUGGACCACCUGGCAGACAUAGGGAACAUAAGAAAGAACCUGCAGGAUCAGGCCUCGUGUCUAUCUAGCUUAGCAGCCUAUUACUCAGUAGUGAAUCAGACGUGCCUGGCGAUUUCUAGUCCUCAUUGCCAUAACCAGAAUAAAGGUAAAGGGACCCCUGACCAUUAGGUCCAGUCGUGACCGACUCUGGGGUUGCGGCACUCAUCUCGCUUUAUUGGCCAAGGGAGCCAGCAUACAGGUUCCAGGUCAUGUGGCCAGCAUGACUAAGCCGCUUCUGGCGAACCAGAGCAGCGCAUGGAAAUGCCGUUUACCUUCCCGCCGGAGCGGUACCUAUUUAUUUACUUGCACUUUGACGUGCUUUUGAACUGCUAGGUUGGCAGGAGCAGGGACCGAGCAACGGGAGCUCACCCCGUUGCGGGGAUUCGAACUGCCGACCUUCUGAUCAGCAAGUCCUAGGCCCUGUGGUUUAACCCACAGUGCCACCCGCGUCCCUAUAACCAGAAUAUUCUGGUAUAUAGUAUAUAAUAUAUAUAUAUAACCAGAAUAUUCUGGUAUAUAACCAGAAUAAAUGAGGCAAAUUAGUGUGCACGUUGCAGAUUCCAUUGCACAGAACAACAGGGUGAUUGCCAGGCUGCGUAUGCACCAUAGUGCAUUGGGUAAAAUGAAACAUAGAGCUAAAUCUCUUGUCCCAUCAACCCUCCUGUCUUCCUUGCAACCCCAGUAUAUGCCCUUUGGAGGUACUGCCACGGAGCAUGGUAGUGCUAUUGAGCUGCUAUGGCUAAAGAGCCUUAAGAAGAGCCUUGCUGGAUCAGGCCACAAAGACCCAUUUAUUCCAGCCCCCUGUUUUCCACUACAGCAGCCAAGCGCCUGCCUCCAAAAAACUCACAAACAGGGCAACAAUAGCAGCAGUUGUUACUCUUUCCCAACUGGCAUUCAGAGGUAGAGUGCCUCUGAAGCUGGAGGCUUCCUCUAGCUACCCUAGCUAAUACCCUUUGAUUGCUAAUAGCUCUUUGGCCCCACCUACUAGCGGCAUGUCGCCUUCAGAAGGUUGCCCAGAAGGGAAUGCAGCCCGCUGAUGAAAAUAGGCUCCCCAUUUCUGUCAUACGUUGUUACUCAGAAGUAGAACUUGGAGUCCUAGCACUGUAGAGUUGGAAGGGACCCAAUGGGUCAUCUAGUCCAACCCCCUGCUCUCACAGCUCUCUCUCACCUUCCCAAUCCAUCUCUCCCAGCAACAUGACCUUUCCUUACACUUACUCUUCUUCACUCCCUUCCAGAUCAUCUACUGGUGUCGACGGAAUCACCGAGGGAAACUUGAUUUGCUCAGCAACCAAGACUCCUACCACGUCAUGAGUGAGUACCCGACGUACCACACACACGGGCGAUACGUUGCCCCCGGAAGCAAGCCUAACCCAUACAGCGAGGUGAGCAAGAGUCACUCACCCAACCCCAAUCCUGGGGUGCUCUUUAGUGACAAAGGACAUAGUACAUAGGAAUGUUAGAAGCUGCCAUGCCCCCGAAUAAGCCCAUUGGUCCAUCUAGCCUAAUAUUGUCUUCACUGACUGGCAGGGGCUCUCCAUGAUUUCAGACAGGGGGGCCGGAGAUGCUCUCACCUGAGCUAUGGCCUUUCCCCUUAAGAGAAAGAUUCUAGUUUCUGAAUGAAGGGCUGAUUAAAACAGGAUGCUGCUUUAUACAGACUCAGAUCGUUGGUCCAUCUAGCUAAGUGUUGUUUGCACUGACUGGCAGCCCUACCUAGAGAUGCAGGGAAUUGAACCUGGGACCUUCUACAUGCAAAGCAGAUGCUCUACCCCUGAGCUACAUCUCUUCCCUCAGAAAGAAAGGCCUCAUGAUUCUAAACACAGGCCUGAGACCAUAGCUCAGUCGGUAUAACAUGAGCCCCUUAACCUGAAGUUCAUGGGUUCGAGCCCCAUGUUGGUUGAAAGAUUUCUGCAUUGCAGGGGGUUGGACUAGAUGACCCUCGUGGUCCCUUCCAAUUCUACAAUUCUAUGAUUCUAUGAAACAGGAAUGGAGGAAGCUGCCUUAUACAGAGUCAGGCCCUUGGUCAAUCGAGCUCAGUUUCUGUUUCCAUUCCUAGUGCCUCCCCUACCUAUACCUUUCUAAUCUAAUUCCUCUCCUCCCCCCCCCAAAAAAGAAGCCCCAUAGAAACAGUUAAUGGUUUCAUGCAGGCAGGCAUGAAUUUGCCACAUGGCACCUACUUGUCACCAGUGUUAUUUAUGUGGGGCUCUGGGGAGGUGCGCCUGGUAGCUUUCAGGAACAAUUUAAAAGCAUUCCUGUUCAUCCAGGCAUUUGAUGGCUGAAAGACAUUGUUCCUGGCAACCCUGGGUUCACUGUCUGAGGGACUGUUUUUAAAUGCUGUUAGAAAGUUUUAACUGUUUUUAGAAUUAUUAUUAAUAAUAUUAUGCUGUACAUCUGACUGGGCUACCCCAGCAACUCUGGGCAGCGUCCGACAUAUUAAAAUACAUCAAACAUUAAAAACUUGCCUGUACAGGGUUGCCUUCAGAUGUCUUCAGAAUGGUGUGUGUAUUAUUAUUAUUAUUAUUAUUAUUAUUAUUAUUAGUGUUUUUCUCACCCUGGGCACCUUCAGGAGGAAGGGCGAGAUAUAAAUUGAAAUAAUAAUAUUUUUAAAAAACCACCCACAUUGACAUUAGAGGGACUCCAGGAGCUUAAAAUCUGAAAAAUUGGACAGAAGUAGGUAAACAAACGUAGACUUCCAGUCAGGCCCUAAGAAUUGGAGGGGUUGGGGCCUAAUGGGAACUAUCCCAAGCCCCACCAUGUUUGCAGGCGAGAUGGGGCCGCAAGUCAGUUGUUUGCCUCUGAUUAUCCCUGCCUGUCCUACCCAUUUCCCUACCCUGUAUUACUCCCCCAUGUCAGCCUUUACUUUGCAAUCCCCUUGCGGGCAGAGACCCUGCUCGCUGAGCGACGUCAAGGGGUUUUCCCUGCAGCCAACACCUCUGCCAGUCAUGAUGGAGGACACCCAGAAGCCCCUGCCUCUCAUCCUUCAUGACACAACUGUUUCACCGCUGCCCUCGAACCCCAGAGCGAGUCUCCCUGCCCUCCACCUCUGCCCCUGAGUUAAUCUUUAAUGGGGCAGCUGGUGCGAAAGGCCGCAGCUGUGGUCACCGUGGCAACGGCCAACGGCUGCUUCGGCCAAGGCUUCGGCCUAGCGCACCCGAGGCAGCCUUCGACCUGUUGCCAUGGAAACCGUUUUCCUUCCUCCAAGGCUGAGGCCUGGGGAACUUCCACAGAUAACACCCACCCACCCUGCUUCCUGACAGGCCGCUGACCCUUGAGAAUGGUCAGCGUGACCGUCAUGGCUGGGUAGGCCAUGUUGCCAAGGCGACCUGUGCCAACCGACCCCAGCAGGGCCUCCCGGGCGUUAGGUGGCUCUCAGGAAGGGGUGGGUGCCAUUGCGCAUGUUGCAGGGAGAGGCCUACUAAAGUCACCUCGGCCAUGCAGCGUGCCCCGCUCGCUCCCCACAGAGCCGGGUGCAUCUGUCCUGUUCCCUACGCGGCUCUGCUGAGCAAACAUGGAGACGUUGAGCAAAUAUUUAGCUCGGCACCCUGGGACUGUUUGCAAAUCUAGGAGGAGGGGAGAGAGAAAGAGGGAGCAGCGUCAAGCCUGGCACCGCAGGUCCCUGGAAUGGCUUCACCCUCCUCCCUCCCGCCCUGUCCCCUUGCUGCAAAUGAAUACAGCGGGCAUCGUGGUGCUGGUCCCAGGCUAGGACUGAGCCCCUUUGCCCUUGGUGUGGUUGCCUGGGGAUACGUGGCCAGCACCUCAGCUGGCCUGCCCGCUCCCCACCCUCGUGACUGGGCAGUGUUUACACACGACAUUGAGCUGCUUGUGAUGUUUCUGGCUGCCUUCCAAGGCUCUUUCCUCAGCAGCUGGCUGCUGCUCCCAGCGUUUUUAACCCCUCUGGGAAAGCGACAUUCAGUGGGGUCGAUCUGGGCCCCCCGGAUGUUGGGGCAAUUGCAUGCGCACGGCCCUUUAGGUCAGCUUGCUCCACCUUGGCUUUUUCCUUAUCGGAAGGGGAUAAGCAAGGCGCUAGCCCUCAGUGUUCCACAGGGAAAGGUGGAAAUGCACCUGAGCCCUUUGCUUCUCUCCGUUUCCUCAGCAGUAAAACAGGGGAAGUGAAGGACGUGGAAGGCUGUAUCCAGUGUCUGUGCUACUCAGAGCAAACCCAUUGCAAUGGAUGGCGGUGGCAAACAUAGCUCCCCAACAGGUCAACUCUAAGGAGAACUUCGGCCACAACCUUAAGCACUAUAGUAGCACUUUAAAUAGUCAUGGCUUCCCCCUCAAAAAAUAAUUAUAGGAGCUGUAGUUUGGGGAGCUAAGAGUUGUUAGGACACCCUCAAUUUGUCUUCUAGAGUGACAAUUUCCAGAGUUUCCUGGGAUUGACUGUUAAACCACUCUAUCGAUGGCUAUAUUCUACCUCCGCUGUUGGAGGCAGAGCUGCUGAUGUGCUCAGGUCCCGCUAUUAUUAUUAUUAUUAUUAUUAUUAUUAUUAUUAUUUAUACCCCGCCCUCCCCAGCCAAGACCAGGCUCAGGGCGGCUAACACCAAAUACCAAAACAAUUGAUUAGAAUACAGCUUAAAAAACAACAUUAAAAUACAACAUUAAAACAUUAAAAUGCAGCCUCAUUUCAGUGGAUCUCAAUCAAAAACCUUUUGGGGGAUAAAAACAUCAAGUCUUCACCAAGGCUAACUAUCCAGACUGGUCCUACGUGGGCCAGAAAAAAGCCAGGGAAGUCCCCAAAUAGGAGUUCCAACUCAGAAGGAGAAAGGAAAAAAGAAAGAGGGAGAGGGAAUCAAAUUGAUUCCAAGCCAAAGGCCAGGCGGAACAACUCUGUCUUACAGGCCCUGCGGAAAGAAAUCAGAUCCUGCAGGGCCCUGGUCUCAUGAGACAGAGCGUUCCACCAAGCUGGGGCCAGUGUUGAAAAGGCCCUGCCUCUGGUUGAAUCUAAUCUGACUUCCUUAGGGCCCAGGACCACUAGAGUGUUGCUAUUUAUGGACCUUAAGGUCCUCCGUGGAGCAUAUCAGUCUUCCUAUGGCGGCAUCUGCUUGGCCACUGUGAGGACAGGGCCACUGGUCAGAUCUUGGAGGCCCCUUCUGAUGCUCUUAUGGGUUACAGUGAGGGAAGGGUCUCAGGUCCAUGCCCUCCCAGUGGACUUCCUUUUCUGAUGGACCACUGUGGGGAAAAGGAUGCUGGGUUAAAUCGGCCUUUGGCCAAUCAGACCAUCCUGUGAAGCUCAUGGCCCACAGCUGGGACCCCCCCCCCCGAUGCUGCUGAACUACAACUCCCAUCAGUCCCAGCAAGCAUGACCCACCGCCAGCAAUGAUGAGAGUUGCCGUUCAUCAAUUUUUUGAGGACCAACGGUUCCCCACACUUACACAAGAUGGAGGCACCGGCAGCCUUUGGGAGACCCUUGAGGUUUGCAGAAGUGCAAAGAAAAUAUUUUGAAGGGGGGAACCUAAAGAGCAGGGGUCCCAAAAACAACCGAGUAAAGACAGAGCAUGUUCAGUGAGCCUUAGUGCCUUUUGUUUGGGGUGGGUGGAAUGAUAAAAGGUAAAGGGACCCCUGACCAUUAGGUCCAGUCAUGACCGACUCUGGGGUUGCGGCGCUCAUCUCGCUUUAUUGGCCGAAGGAGCCGGCAUACAGCUUCCGGGUCAUGUGGCCAGCAUGACUAAGCCGCUUCGGGCGAACCAGAGCAGCGCACAGAAACGGCGUUUACCUUCCCGCCGGAGCGGUACCUAUUUAUCUACUUGCACUUUGACGUGCUUUCAAACUGCUAGGCUGGCAGGAGCAGGGACCGAGCAACGGGAGCUCACCCCGUCGUGGGGAUUCGAACUGCCGACCUUCUGAUCGGCAAGCCCUAGGCUCUGUGGUUUAACCCACAGCGCCACCCGCAUCCCUUCUGGGUGGAAUGGAGAAUGCUGCAAAAGGGCAGGGCUGGGGGGCGGGCUGCAGCCUCAGCACUCUGUGUUGCAACUGGGCCCACCUGGUUUAAAUGUACAAGCCGUUUUCGUGUUCACUUGGUUCAAGGUCGCUCACAAAGAUGUUUUCAAAAGCGAGGCUAAGGGAUGUUAACAAUGUUCCAGGAAGCCUUCACACACGCCGGCCCUUACCAAGGCAAAGCUGUCCACAGGUGGCGUCAUCCAAAAUCUGCCUCCCCACCCUGCAAUAGUACCCUAUUUCUGCCACUUGCCUCACCUGUACACCUUGCAGCUGAGCUGCCCUUAUUUGCUCAUAUCCUCCAAGUUCCAACCUUUUUAGCAUGCAAAGAGGCACUUUUGUUUGCUUUUUAUUGUUACGUGACAAAAUAACUCCUCGUGCCUUUGCUGGGAACAGGAGGCAUAAAACGUCUUUUAUGGGGCCUGAUGACUGGCACGCCUCACAAAAGAAUUUUGGACAUUUUCGCUUCUGAACUUCCCUGUUGCCAAGGUAAAGGUCUCAGUGGCCUUCUGUGUAAAUAGAAUUUACACAGGACAUUCCAAUAUUCAGAAUUUUAAAACCUAUGUUUGUCCAUGCGUAAGUUAUUCAGUCCAGUGUCAAAUCAGGAAGGAUGAAGUUUUACAUGGCCAGGAGGCUUUGUUGCCGCCAAGCUAAAAACCCACGAGUCUGUGAAUGGGUCAAGAUUUGGACCCAUGUCUCCCAGUUUAAACCCUUUCAGAUAAGCAGGUUGCUGUUGAAUGUUCACAGGAUCAGAGCGCGUAAAACUGUUGGCAAGCCUGUGCCGAUCACUCUACUUUCUCUCUAUGCUGUAUCCAGUUUUACUCAAAACUAAAUCAACUGAAAUGCCCGUUAGCCAUUAAUGGCCAUUCAUGUCAAUGGAUCUGCUCUAAGUAGGGAUGAAUGGUCCCGCCCAUUUAGAGUCUCUCUGUUUCUCAUUUUUCCAAGCUUGGUUUCAGUUAUCCACCUUCCUACUGUGGUUUGUGAUUUUUUUUUGGGGGGUGGGAGUAGGGAGGCGGAAUCCUCAUGAAAACUCAUCAGCUUAUUAGUACAAAUUUCUCCUUUAAAAACCCACAUUUUUGUAUGCAGUUUUGACUUAACAUACAUAUUUUUGCAAAUGAUUUAUUCUAAUAUAAUGCAUUUUGUAUGUGUUAUAUCCCCACAAUAUAGACAUUUUUAGUAAACGUUAUUUGGGGAAUUGCAUCUCAGAAUUCAAAGUACAGAUUUCAAAGAAGGGCUGUGCUUCCAUUCUUGUAUUGUUUUGGAAAGUCCGAAUUCAGUAGGUUCUGCUGCAAAUGCAAACUGAAUCUAUUUUCUCUCCCAUCCUUCAGUUUGAGUUUGAAUAAUAUUGAAUACAACACACUGGACAGAUAGAAAUUCCAUUGGGGGAACUUUUUCUGGCCCAGCAAUGCAAGAAGCAUUGCAUCUCCUGUUCCAUUUCUCUCUUACUAAUGGCAGAGGAGCAAGGCCAGUAGAGAGAAGUUGGCAACCCUGGAGCCAAAUAUGUGAAUAUGGUUAGUCGCUCAGCAGGGGAUGUUUAGCGCCAAAGCACAACUUCCUACAUGUCUUAGGUGAUUGUACUAACCGUUUCCUUUCUCUGUGUGUUUUUCCCACAGAAUCUUCCCAGGAAUGGUAACGCUCCCUUCUCCUACACCAACCCCACAAUGGCCAAUGAUGAACUGUAGGUGGAGCGCACCCUACAGUUGGACUUGGCAAGGGGGGGUUAGCCAGAACCUGGCUGAGCCAGGUAAAUUCAGGGAUAUUGUUGGGCUUCGGUGUGAAUAUGGGAAGGAUGAGUUCUGCAAACAAGCUUGGAAAUAGACACUCGCCUACUCACCUGUGGUGAGUUUCAAAUUGCCUGAAGGCGAACAAGCAGCACAAUUUCAACAACUGAAAGAAUCUCUUCUAUAGAUGUGCCAAAAAAAAUCCACCCCUUGCAAAUGUGUGGUGAGCAAGCAACCCUCUCUAAAGCAAUGAGGACAACUAGAGAAUGCUUUGCAAAGCUAGCUGUGUCCCUCAAGCUUGGAAUGUUAUGCUCUGUUCAGCGGAACUCCCUGUCACAAGGAUCUCACCAGGGCUCAAAUGAUCAAUGGGAGAUUCUCUUGCACUGGACAAAUUAACUAAGAAGACGAGGACGAAAGGAAACCACCUAAGCUGCUGAACUGUAAAUUCUGAGUUUCCAGACUAUUUCCCCCAUCACCACUAUGAAAAAGUUGAACUUUUUUGCUUUUACUUUUACUAAUUAUUUUUAUUUUUAUUAAUAUUAAUAUUCUAUUAGUGAUUUUUGUAAAAAAAAUUCAAACUGCAAUAUAGGAAAUCAACAUGUACAUAAAUAUGCAGGUCCUGCUUUCCAAACGCUCACUCUGCAAGAAUUCACUUAUCCAAACAUGAGGAAUUACUACCCAAACCUACACAUUGCAAAUUCAGAUAUGCAAACAGAGAGCAUUUUUUACUUCCUUGUUUGCCUUUUGCUGGUUGGCUGAGGAACAGAACUGAACCGUAGUGAUCUGUAUUUUAGUAAGGUUUAAUAGGGUUUUCCUAAGGGGUGGGUUUAAUUUGUAUUUAUUUCUUAUGGCUUUUAGAAGUGAAACUUCCAUGGCUGGGAACACAUUAGAAAUUCCCCCAUAGGAAUCAAUGGAAAUCGUCGACUCCUUAUAUGAACUCUUGCCUCCCGAACGAUUUCCAGGGGACGCAUUGUGUUCAGAUAGUGGGACCUGAAUGUACUGCGUUUUGGGGGAGAUUUGUCUGAUUAGGAUGCAAAAUCUCAACCCCUGUGAAACCUGGGAGAGGGCAGAGUGCAAUAAUCAAAAUAGCCGUGCUCCAAUCUUUUCUCCCCCACAAUCCUGCUCCACACAUGGAACAAUCCUUGCUCCAGACAACCUUGCCAUCUCUGAAUACUAGUUGCGAGGAAUCACAGGUGAGGAGAAUCGCUGUUGUGCUCAUAUCCUCCUUGUGAGCUUCUUGUUGGGGCAUCUGUGAGAAUAGGAUACAGGAUUAGGUGGCCAUUGCCCUGAUGCAGCCAGGCUUUGCUUAUGUUCUUAAGCUACAGCAUGUUCCCCCCCAAGUGAGAAUACAGAGGGGCAAGUUGCGUCUUGACCUUAUUUCCUCCACCUCAACACGAAAAAGUUCCAGAGGAGUCAAACCCAGACGCAUGAAGGAACAAGAUUAACCCGAAAUAUUUAUUUAAGGUGGAGAGGAAAAGAGUGUGCCCUUUCUUGCCAACCCAGGAUCCUUAAGCCUCUAUGCUGGGGUUACCUCUCCCCCCUCCAAAAAAAAUCCUAUGCUUCCAUAGGGAUGCUGUCGUUCCAAAUCUGCAUUGUACAGGAGAUAGUCCACAGUCCUCUCCAUACAGGUUUCUAACCAGUCAGCAUUGUAAUGCUAAAUGCUUUGGAGGGGAGGGUUUUGAAAGCCAAAUUUGGCAACUGCCUUAUCUGCAAAUCCUGGUGCUCGUGGGUGGUGUCUCGGUGGACAAUUUUGUACAACAGCAAACCUCAAAAUUCUUGGGUGAAGGGUUUUGGAGUUGUGGGGGGAGGCAAACAGGGCGUGGGGAGGAAGAGGAAGUGCCGUGGCUUCUGUGACAAAUUCUAUAUUUAUAACAUUUAACAAUAAACGGAUCUACGUUGGUAUCGAG